AUGUAGCAUAGAGUUUCAAAGAAUAUUGCACAGUCAUUAUGGAGCGCGGACGCCUAUAUUGGAUGGAUAUGCUAGGCAGCGAUACCCCGGGUGGAAAAGAGAGUGCAUUCAAACUGGUUUUCAUAGCGACUGAGUAACUUCUUUAACUUACUUCCUGAUGUGACAUACAGUUAGCAGGAAGAACUGCGUGUCUGGAAAAGAAAACGGACACGUGGAUUAUCAUUGCUCCUCUAGCUCUAGGCAAGAGCCACGGGAAAAAAAACAUCCCCUCUGUGGCUAUCUGUCCUUAUUCUCCCGUGCUCUUCGCCUCAUCACACUGCAAUACAGUUAUGGAUCCCCGUUAAACGAAAGGAAAUGAUACGUCGGCGCGAACAUCGACCAAGCGUUUCUUUUUGUCGGCUUUCCUCACUCAUUCCAUAGCCUACUGAACUGCGACGUGUAGGAAAAAAAGCAAAUCUCAAACAUUAGCAUCUCUUGUUGAAUGGCAAUUCUGCAAAAACAUGGAAAGAUCUCUGGUCCAGAUGUGGUCUGCCUCAAAGAAACCCCGUCAGACACGAUCGGUGACGCCGGAGGUCAUCAGAAGAAUUGGAGUGAACAUAACACGAACUGGCCCAGACCCCUGGCCCGGGUAUGGACGGUGGUGCUACUGCUGGGGACAUGUCUGCUGUACUGUGCCCGCGUGGCCAUGCCCAUCUGUGCCGUCAGCAUGGCGGAGAAGUUCAACUGGACCAAGAGGGAACAGGGCAUGGUGCUGGGCAGCUUCUUCUGGGGUUACUGCUUCACACAGGUCCUCGGAGGCUACGUCAGCGACAGGGUUGGAGGUGAGAAGGUGCUCCUGCUGUCUGCGGCGGCCUGGGGGGCUAUGACAGCCUUCACGCCCGUCCUGGCCCACUUCUGCUCUCAGCCCAUCUUCUCCAUGACGCUGGCCCGCUUCCUGAUGGGGCUGCUGCAAGGUGUGCACUACCCGUCUCUGGUUAGCCUGUGUUCUCAGAAGGUGGUGGAGAGUGAGAGAGGAUUCCUCAUGAGCACUGUGGGCAGUGGCUCCUAUCUGGGGACACUGGUGAUUGGGGGGGCUGGUUCCCUCAUGCUGGACCUGUACGGUUGGGAGAGUGUGUUCUAUGUGUCUGGUCUACUCUCUGUCCUCUGGGCGUACUGCGUGUGGAAAUACCUGCUCAAAGGGGAAGGUCCUAUCAUCACAUUGGAGUCGCUGGGUCGUGGAGGGCCCCGGUCCAAACUGUCCAGGAGACACUGGCUACGUCUCUUCAAACAACCUGCUGUCUGUGCUGUGAUUAUUACGCACCUUUGCACUGCGAGCACCUUCUUCACACUGUUGUCAUGGCUACCGACUUACUUCAAGGACACCUUCCCUGAUGCCAAGGGCUGGGUGUUUAAUGUUAUCCCGUGGUUUGUGGCCAUCCCCUCUUCUCUCUUAAGUGGCUGUCUCUCGGACCACCUUAUCAGCCAAGGGUUUGACACUGCUGCUGUGAGGAAGCUUAUGCAGUUCUUCUCCAUGGGUGUGUCCAGUGUGUUUACCCUCCUGCUGUGUGGCACCACCACCUUCCCCACAGCUGUGGCCUUUGUCUCUGCCACCAUGGGCCUCACCACCUUCAGCCACAGCGGUGUGUCUGUGAAUGUUCAGGACCUGGCUCCGUCAUGUGCCGGGGCUCUGUUUGGUGUUAUGAAUACCUGUGGAGCCUUCUCAGGUGUGCUGAUGGUGUAUUUCUCGGGGUAUCUGAUUGAGGCUACAGGGUCGUGGGCAUCUGUCUUCACCCUUAUCACUGUGGUGAACCUGGUGGGCCUGGUCACCUUCCUGGCCUUCGCUGAGGCCCGCCGGGUCGACAUUGACUCUUCCAAGGGCCACUACCACAACAUCCACAUCUGAGUCCCAACGUUGAGAUGUGGCAGCAAGCCCUGGUCCCUCAACAACCAACUUUCUAAACCGAGGGGCCAAAACGGGACCAGGUCCCACACUAUACACAUCUGAGUCCCCGAAACAGGACCAGAACCUAUGCCCAUGUACCACAGAAUGCACACUGGAGACUUAAAUAUAGAAAGAGAACAGCGAGAGCCUUGGUCUGUUAAAUGUAUCAAAACAUACACAUCAGAAUUUGAGAAGUGAAAGAAGUGAAACAGCAGUGAAAGUGAAUCCUAGAUGUUUGUCAGAUCAUAGUCAGUGUUCUUCCUAUAUUAAUUUAACAACUCUCAAUUGUUUCUCUCUCUAUAUAGACAUUUGUGGAUUUGGCAAUUUCAGCUACAAGGUGUAUAAAAUCAAGCACACAGCCAUGUCAUCUCUAUAGACAAACAUUAGCACAGUAGAAUGGCCUUACUGAAGAGCUCAGUGACUUUCAACUUGGCACCGUUAUAGGAUGUCACCGGUUUGUCAAAUGUCCGCACUGCUAGAGCCUCCCCGGUCAACUGUCAGUGCUGUUAUUGUGAAGUGGAAACGUCUAAGAGCAACAACGGCCACACAAGCUCACAGGACGGGACCGUCGAGUACUGAAGCACGUAGAAAUCAUCUGUUCUCGGUCAAGUCAAGUUCUUCCACACCGAUCUCGGCAAACCAUUUCUGAAUGGACCUCGCUUUGUGCACAGAGGCAUUGUCGUGCUACAUUUUCACUACCGAGUUCCCAAACUGCCUCUGGAAACAAAGUCAGCACAAGAACUAUCGGGAGCUUCAUGGAAUGGGUUUCCAUGGCCGAGCAGCCGCACACAAGCCUAAGAUCACCAUGCACAAUUUCAUGCGUCGGGUGGAGUGGUGUAAAGCUUCCUGCCAUUGGACUCUGGAACAGUGGAAAUGCGUUCUCUGGAAUGAUGAAUCACACUUCACCCUCUGGCAGUCCGAUGGACGAAUCUGUGUUUGGCGGAUGCCAGGAGAACGCUACCUACCCCAAUGCAUAGUGCCAUCUGUACAGUUUGUGGAGGAGGAAUAAUAGGCUGGGGCUGUUUUUCAUGGUUCGGGCCCUUUAGUUCCAGUGAAGGGAAAUCUUAACACUACCUCAUACAAUAACAUUCUAGAUGAUUCUGUCUUUCCAACUUUGUGGCAAGAGUUAGGGGAAGUACCUUUCCUGUUUUAGCAUGACAAUGCUUCCGUGCACAAAGCGAGGUCCAUACAGAAAUGGUUUGCUGAGAUCGGUGUGGAAGAACUUGACUGGCCUGCACAGAGCCCUGGCCUCAAACCCAUCGAACACCUUUGGAAUGAAUUGGAAUGCCGAAUGCGAGUCAGGGCUUAUUCCCAACAUUAGUGGCCGACCUCACUAAUGCUCUUGUGGCUGAAUAUAAGCAACUCCCCGCAGCAAUGUUCCAACAUCUAGUGGAAAGUCUUCCUAGAAGAGAGUAAGCUGUUAUAGCAGCAAAGGGGUGACCAACUUCAUAUUAAUGCCCAUCUUUUUAGAAUGAGAUGGUUUGACGAGCAGGUGUCCACAUACUUUUGGUUAUUUAUAUACAGUUGAAGUCGGAAGUUCACCUUAGCCAAAUACAUUUAAACUCAGUUUUUCACAAUUCCUGACAUUUAAUCCUAGUAAAAAUUCCCUGUCUUAGGUCAGUUAGGAUCACCUCGUUAUUUUAAGAAUGUGAAAUGUCAGAAUAAUAGUAGAGUAAAUGAUUUAUUUCAGCUUUUAUUUAUUUCAUCACAUUCCCAGUGGGUCAGAAGUUUACUUACACUCAAUUAGUAUUUGGUAGCAUUGCCUUUAAAUUGUUUAACUUGGGUCAAAUGUUUUUGGGUAGCCUUCCACAAGCUUCCCGCAAUAAGCUGGGUGAAUUUUUUUCCCAUUCCUCCUGACAGAGCUGGUGUAACUGAGUCAGGUUUGUAGGCUUCCUUGCUCGCACAUGCUUUUUCAGUUCUGCCCACAGAUUUUCUAUAGGGUUGAGGUCAGGGCUUUGUGAAGGACACUCCAAUACCUUGACUUUGUUGUCCUUCUUCAAUAUAGCCACCUAAUUUUCCUCCCUCAUGAUGCCUAUCUAUUUUGUGAAGCGCACCAGUCCCUCCUGCAGAAAAGCACCCCCACAACAUGAUGCUUCCACCCCCGUGCUUCACGGUUUGGAUGGUGUUCUUCGGCUUGCAAGCCUCCCCCUUUUUCCUCCAAACAUAACGAUGGUCAUUAUGGCCAAACGGUUCUAUUUUUGUUUCAUCAGACCACAGGAUAUUUCUCAAAAAAGAACGAUCUUUGUCCCCAGGUCUUUUUUAUGGCGGUUUUGGAGCAGUGGCUUCUUCCUUGCUGAGCGGCCUUUCAGGUUAUGUCGGUAUAGGACUAAUUUUACUGUGGAUAAAAAUACUUUUGUACUUAUUUCCUCCAGCAUCUUCACAAGGUCAUUUGCUGUUGUUCUGGGAUUCAUUUGCACUUUUUCCACAAAAGUACGUUCAUCUCUAAGAGACAGAACGCGUCUCCUUCCUGAGCGGUAUGACAGCUGCGUGGUCCCAUGGUGUUUACUUGCGUACUAUUGUUUGUACAGAUGAGCGUGGUACCUUCAGGCAUUUAGAAAUUGCUCCCAAGGAUGAACCAGUCUUGUGGAGGUCUACAUUUCUUUCCUAAGGUCUUAGCUGAUUUCUUUAGAUUUUCCCAUGAUGUCAAGCAAAGAGGGACGGAGUUUGAAUGCAGGCCUUGAAAUACAUCCACAUGUACACCUCCAAUUCACUCACAUAAUGUCAAUUAGCCUAUCAGAAGGUUCUAAAGCCAUGACAUAAUUUUCUGGUAUUUUCCAAGCUGUUUAAAGGCACAGUCAACUUAGUGUAUGUAAACUUCUGACCCUCUGGAAUUGUGAUACAGUGAAAUAAUCUGUCUGUAAACAAUUGUUAGAAAAAGGACUUGUGUCAUGCACAAAGUAGAUGUCCUAACCGACUUGCCAAAACUAUAGUUUGUUAACAAGAAAUUUGUAGAGUGGUUGAAAAACGAAAUUUAAUUGUGUAUGUAUGUAUGUAUGUAUGUAUGUAUGUAUGUAUGUAUACACUGCUCAAAAAAAUAAAGGGAACACUGACUCCAAGUCAAUCACAAUACAUGCUUUGGACACUACGCUGACAGACACAGCAAACCUUUUUGCCACAGCUCGCAUUGAUGUGCCAUCCUGGAUGAACUGCACUACCUGAGCCACUUGUGUGGGUUGUAGACUCCGUCUCAUGCUACCAAUAGAGUGAGAGCACCGCCAGCAUUCAAAAGUGACCAAAACAUCAGCCAGGAAGGAUAGGAACUGUGAAGUGGUCUGUGGUCACCACCUGUAGAAUCACUCCUUUUUUGGGGGUGUCUUGCUAAUUGCCUAUAAUUUCCACCUUUUGUCUAUUCCAUUUGCACAACAGCAUGUGAAAUUUAUUGUCAAUCAGUGUUGCUUCCUAAGUGGACAGUUUGAUUUCACAGAAGUGUGAUUGACUUGGAGUUACAUUGUGUUGUUUAAGUGUUCCCUUUAUUUUUUUGAGCAGUGUAUAUUGUAUUCGAACAGCUAGCAUGUCAUUGCACUACCACUAGUUGCAAUGCACCAAUCCUCCCUUCCCAUCCACUACCCUUGCCACCACUGCUGAAAAAUAAUCCCAGGGGAACACUGAUAGUGCUUCAGUAUUUGAAUUUAAAGAACCAUUCCUGCCAUGUUUUUGGUUGUUUGAAUUUCAGCCAUGUUUGGGCCUGUUGGGCUGGGACUGUGGAGUAGCGGUCGUGGAAACAGUGACUGUGGUUAACAGGUUCAGUAUGACCUCAGUGUCUCCUGGUUCCACACACAGGUCUGUGUUUAUGUUGGAGGAAUAUGAGGAGAAUGACGUGUGUGAGGAGUCAGUUUGACGGUGGGUGCUGUACAGGUAACCCUGCCUAAAGUGCACCCACCGAGCAAGAUGUGUGUUACUGGCUGAUGAAGGAAGCCCCACUCUGUGGAGACUAUUGGGAAAGCAGACUAAAAGAAAAAUACACGACUGUGUGUGGCAUCUAAUUAGGAGGUGACUAGUCACCCAUACACCCACUCUGAUGUACUGUACAAUUUACCUGCCGUCGUCUGUCACCAUGGUUACAUGCUCGUCAGUGUGCUUCACUGCAUUUUGUUUUGUCGUCGAGAGACUGUAGCCUCAACAUACAUUUAGCUAGAAGGAUUUGUUUUAUGUUCAAUUAAGAAGGCCAAAGGUUAUUACGUUUCUUUUUAUUAAAUGUAAAGAUGAUCAUUGCAUGACGUGCUCAACAAAUACCUGAAUCAUAUUUUUUUUUAUGUAUUUCAUUUAUACGGAAAUUGAUAUCAAUGAUGUUGUCAAUAAAGCAUAGGAGACCUGUAGAAAGA
This is a messenger RNA of Salvelinus fontinalis (brook trout), 6243 nucleotides long. RefSeq names its product solute carrier family 17 member 9-like. NCBI's taxonomy places the organism in Eukaryota, Metazoa, Chordata, Actinopteri, Salmoniformes, Salmonidae. The transcript has 13 exons. The coding region runs from base 482 to 1882 and encodes 466 amino acids. Gene Ontology annotation, cellular component: membrane. Gene Ontology annotation, biological process: transmembrane transport. Gene Ontology annotation, molecular function: transmembrane transporter activity. The record is from RefSeq and is a predicted model, not a curated record.